AUGAAACAACCAGUCUCACUUUUCGCUUAAAAUACUUUUUCAAGAAAUAUAAAUUAAGAAGAUGAUCAAGAAAUUCAGGACAGAUCAGGUUUUGAAAUUUUGAAUAUGGAUGGUCAAAAGAGAAGGAGAGAUAAACUAUCUCCAGUGGCUCGAUCGAAUUCUGGGCAUCAUGAAUAGUUGAUUUUACAAUACCAUAAUCCAUAAUAACUAAUUACUCCUAAAAAUGAGAACAUUACUGAAAGACUUUAAACAUUUGCUUAGACAGAGCAAUUCAAAUAAUCAAAAUCAUUUCGAAAACUGAUUGUGUAUUUUCAUCAAAAAGACUUUAUAAAAAUACUAUUGGCUCCAUACAAAUUAACGACAUCUUUUACUAUAAGACAUUUUAACUUAAUUAAUGAUUUAGGAGCCUCCUUUAAAUACUAAGUAGGUAGAUUUAAUGAAAGUUAGAAAAGCUUGAUUCAUUAAUACAUUUCACUUAUUGACUUUAGAAUCCAAAUAAGAUUAAAAUUCAGAACCAUAAAAACAAAGUGCAAACAUUACUUACAACACAUUCAUAAUUAAAUUCCAUUAAUCGAGCCGAUGAGUAAUCUCAAAUUUUUUUGGGAUUUAAUGUGCUUUGGCAUCAGGAUUUAUUUAAUUGUGGUAAUCCCUAUACUAAUGGCGUUCCAUAAUUAAAACUUCAUUGAUAAACAAUAAAUUCCAUUAAUAUUAUUUUCUAUUGCUUUAAUUUUUGAUAUCAUUAUGAGGGCAUUUACUGUAACCUAUGAUUAAGGAUUACCUGUUAGAGAUCGUUAUUUAUUAUAUAAAAAAUAAGUAAACUUCUCAACAUUAUUGGAAUUAUUUAGUUUUAUAUACACAAGCAUAAUAAGUUUAUAGUCAGACAAUAUUAUCGAUAAAAAUUUAAUUGGAGAUGGUUGGCCGAAAUUUAUAUUAGUUUUAUUGUAUAUAUAAGUGGCCAAUAUAUUAAAGUUUAUAGACAUAUCUUAAUACUCUUUCAAACUCAGCAGAAUGUCAACAUCAAUAGUAGAACUGGUUAAAUUAAUUACAUUAAUACUUUUGGUUUAACAUGUAUUUAGUUGUGUAUGGCUUGUCUUUGGUAUUUAAUGUUAGGAUACGUAAUAAUAGUCAUGGUUAGACAAAUUCGAGAGUGAUUAAUGGUCAUAUUAAUUCCUUCAAUCGUUCUAUUUUAUUUGUGUAACCACAUUUACUGUAGGCUAUGGUGAUUUGACACCAAAAAAUCCUCCUGAAUAAAUCUUCACCAUCUUUUAUAUGUUUUUAUGUAUGUUGCUAUUCUCAUACACUGUAAAUACUAUUGGAAGCAUACUCACAUAAAUAAAAGAAAGCAGCGAUAAAAUUAAAACUAAACUCACAGCCAUAAAUUAGUAUAUGCAUAAUAAACAGAUUAGUCCGACAUUAUAAUUUAAAGUUCGAGAAUAGUUGUAUUUUUAUCUUAAACAAGAGGUUGUUCAAUAAGUCAAUGAGCAAUCAGAAAUCAUAUCAAUGCUUCCAGAAGAAUUAUAACACAGCCUUAGAAUAGAGGCUGCCAAAUCUUUAAUAAAUAAAUGUCCAUUUUUUAGUGAGAACUUUUCAAAUGAAAUAAUGAAUCAGCUCCUGGAAGAAGUCAAUUUCUAAAUAUUUUAGCCAGGAGCCACAAUUUAAUCAAAAGAUGAAUUCUUCAUUCAUAUCAUUGAAUAAGGAUAAGUCGAAGUUUUGUAUAAAAAAAAAAUUAUACAAACACUUGAAAGAUUUGAUUACUUCGGACUUGAAGAAUUUGUCAGUUAAUAGUAAAAUCCAAAUUUUAUUUUCAAAAGCACUGCAUUUACUAGUGUACUCUCAAUUCCAUACUCUUAUUUUCAUAAGAUAUUAUCUCAAAAUGAUCUGGAAAACUAAAAAUUUCACAAUCUACUUACAUCCUAAUCUUGUCUCUCAAACUAUUGUUUUAUAUGUAAAAACAAGAGACAUUCAACAUAGUCCUGUUCUUUGGUUCAUUUUAUACCAAAUAAAGAGGUUGUCUUAAAAAGGUAUCUUUACAGAAAUAAAUAAAAAAAAAGAAUUAAGUAAGACAGAAGGAGUAGAUAGUUAUCAAUAAAUGAAAUUAAUUUAGUCAAUGGAUAAAAUUAAAUUAAACAAAUUUAAUUUAAAAAUGCUUGCAAUAAUUAAAAAAUGAUUGAAUCAAUAGUAAACAAAUUUUAAAUUGAAAAUUAAGUAGCUUUAGAAACUCUAUUUCCUACAAUUGAAUAACCUAUAAGUAUAGAUAGUUAAAGUGAAUCUGAAAAUGAUGAAUUUGAGGAUGUUAAAGAUUAGAGUUUUUCAUAAUAAAAUUUGAAUUCAAGAAGAGCCAGUAAACAAAUUCCUUGUAUUUCCUCAAAAAAUUUACUCUAAUAUUAGAUUUUAGAUAAAAUUAAGAAAGAAAGACAAAACAGAUUGAUCUAACCUUUACAACCUUAACUCUUAAUGUCUCAAUAUGGAUAAAAUAAUCCAAAUCCUACUGCUAAUACUAAUGCUAAUACUAACACCAAGUUACAACUAAAAAAACUACUAUUGUCCAAACCUGGCCAACCUGAUUAUGAUGAAUAAGUAACCUAAAUUCAAGAAUUAAACUUUUUUAAUGAUUUAAGACAGAAAAUGAAUAAUUUACUUUUAUUCCCAAAAACAGAAUAAGAAUAAAUAGAAUUUUUGUAUAAGAAAAUUUUAAAUAGAAAGGAGGACUUGGGUGAAAUGUCGGACUUUGAAAUAUUAAAAAAUUAUGAAGUCUUUAAUAGAUAAUGGAAUGCUGACUAAGUAGUUAAGAAAUUAGUGUAAAAACAAAAAAAAUUUAGAGGAUUUAAAAAACUUAAAAGAUUUUUGUUGUUCCCCUUUCUUUAUGUUAAUAAAUACUUAGACAAAAAGGAUUAGAGUGAUGUAUUUAAACCAGCUGAAAAAUCAAAAAAGAAAAGACCUACAAGACCAAAGGUAAUCAAAAAGACGAGGGUUAGUCCUAAAAUAUGA
Paramecium tetraurelia is the source of this 2988-nucleotide messenger RNA. RefSeq lists its product as uncharacterized. The transcript has 5 exons. NCBI's taxonomy places the organism in Eukaryota, Ciliophora, Oligohymenophorea, Peniculida, Parameciidae. The record is from RefSeq and is a predicted model, not a curated record. Gene Ontology annotation, biological process: potassium ion transmembrane transport; regulation of membrane potential. Gene Ontology annotation, molecular function: voltage-gated potassium channel activity.